AAAUAAUGUUAUGUUGUAUGGAUCCUGGAUAGGCAGACGUUGGUAAUGCUUUGAAUUGUCCCUUUAGUGUGCAUUAAAGAAAUACCGGGUCAGAGAUUAUUUAUCAAUUAACAAUGGAUGCAGUUAGUUUACGUGAAACCACAUCUUCACCUGGUCUACCGAUGAUUAGCAGCGAGGAGAAGGAACUUGCCCACAAUGCUAGUGAGAGUUUCAAGGUUGGUAACUACCAGCUGUGUGUGGAACAGCUCAAGAAAUUGUCUAAUACUCGAAAACAUGAUCCAAAAGUUGACCACAAUCUAGCUGUCGCACAGUUUUACAUGUCGGGUUGUAAGAACACCGAUGAGUUUCGUAACAACUUGACUCAGGCAUCAAAACUUGCCCAACUAUCGUUAAAUGAUCUUGAGUCGCUAGAGGAUGUUGAGCAAGGCGUGUUCUUUUUCAACCAUGCUGUUAUUCUGUUCCACCUGCAUCAGUACCAGGACACCAUACGCAUCCUGGAAAAGAUGUUUCAAAUCCUGGAACCACUUGUAGAAACACUAGCACAUGAUGUGCUUCUCCUAUUGGUUGAAACAUUUCUGAGAAAUCAACAGGCGGAUCGUGCUUUGUUCUAUCUAAACUACCUUGAGAAAGUGUUGCUAGGCCAGGAUCCAGCCCCCAAGCAAAGCCAAGCCUCAGACCAGCAGUCUGGAAAGGAGGCCACAGAAAACAGUAAUUCAACCAGUGAAAAAUAUGAAAUGCACAAAGCAGUACUUAAUAAGUGCAAGACAAGAUGUUUUUUAGGGCUCCGGUCAAUGAAAGCUUGUAAAAGGGAACUGAAGCAUAUGAUGAAUUCAUCAGGAUCGACUGCAACCACACUAUUCAUGAAAAGUAACUUUGAAUAUCUACGACAGAAUUAUCGAAAGGCUAUUAAGUUUCUCAACAGUGCACCACAAUCCUUAAAUUUCCACGUCACAGGUGAAUGCAUCUCCGCCAUGUACUUCAACAACAUCUCCUGCGUGCAUUUCCAUUUGCGUAAAUACAACCUCGGCACGUACUAUGCACGCAGAGCAAUUCAAGAAAAUCUCAGUGCUGUUCAAGAAAUUCCAAAGAAACAAGAUCAAUCUAAUCUUGAUCGCAUAGGUUGUGAGCUGUCAGGAAGGCCUUUGAAAACUCUUGGGAUGAACCGGCAUUUUGAGUUGCUAUUCAACAUGGGAAUCCAACUGCUUCAUGCAGGCCAGCCACUUUCAGCUUUUGACUGUCUUAUCGAGGUUGUGCAAAUCUUCCCUUCUAAUCCUCGGCUGUGGCUGAGGAUUGCAGAAUGUUGUAUUCUGGUGCAUAAACAAGCUGAGAUUAAAGGAAAUUCUAAAAAGGAUGAUGACAAGAGACGAGGCAUCGUUGAGAAAGUAGUAGGUACCGGAAUAUACAGAAAAGUGGUGCUUUUACGAAGUGCAUCUAUGAUGAAGAAUUACAGCUGUAGCAGUGGACAAUCGGCCGCUAUGCCUGAGGCAACAUUAGAUUUUGCUAGCCUAUGUUUGUGUAAUGCACUCAACUUAUUGGAAUGCGAUUGGCAGAAUUCUGCUACACCUCUCAGCAAAACGAGUGGCAGUGAAACAGACAGCACCGACUCCCAUAGUCCAAAGCAGCAUGGAUUCAUCUCAGACAAACCAGCGCCCCCAUCACAACCUUUGAAGGGCAGUGAAGUGAUUAGUCUCCGCUGUUCCAUACUUGUAUGCAGUGCUUAUGUAAAGCUUUGUCUUGGAGACUUCACUUGUGCAUUGGAGUAUGCAGGGAAUCUCCUAAAUCAGUCAGAGCUGUCUGGAUCUCUAAGAUAUCUUGGGCACAUGUAUUGUGCUGAGGCAUUGAUAAACAUGGACAAGAUCUCAGAGGCCAUCAAGCAUUUAUCGUUUGAUAAUGUCAGUGAUGUCAGAAUUCAGUAUCAAGGAGAUCAAGGAAGUGAUAAGGAGAAGAAUGAUAACAGCACAGAUGGCGAGGCCUCAGAGCAAAGGUCAACGGUAGCAAUGUCAUACCCAGCGUCGUUGCAGACUGCAAAAGCGACAAUGGCCUUCAACCUUGCAACAGCCUUCUGUAUACGCGGUGAGAUGGACAAAGCAAAACGUUGUAUUAUGCAGGCUUGUGCAAUGAUUCCUCAUUCAGAAGUUCCACCUCAGGCAUUGCUGCUGGCUAUUGCCAUAGAGCUACAGUGUGGAAGCACACAAUUAGCUCUUCAAAUGGUGAAAAAACAGCAGCUGAUUCCAUACUACAAAGCUCCAGAAUAUAAGCAUAUUGACCCAACCAUAAUUCUACCGCCGGCUAACUUGAACCACAAACCAAUAGGUAUGCCUCCUCCAUCCCAGCAACUCCAGUCACAAAGGCCAAUCGGAACACCUGGUCAAGGAGGCUUUAGACCUAUUGGUCAACCAGUCGGCCAUUCUAUUGGGCAGUCUUUCGGACUGCCCCUCGGUCAGCCUAAUCAGGGCUUCGGGCAAGCAAACUUGGGACAGUCAAGUCCGUUACUCGGAUCCAUACCCAUGCCUGGUCCGCUACUAGUGAACACGUCGCAGGGGAAUUUGUUAGCGCCAGGACAGGGUAGAGGCAUAUUCAGCCCUCUAGAUGCCACAAAACCUACAUGGAAGGAUGCUUGGAAAUAACUGAAUAUUCAUAAUAUUUAAAUUAUGUUAUAUUAUAAUCUUUUAGCAUUACCUUAUUUAUUCGAAUAAAUACCUGCUCGAAUAAAUGCCCUAUUUAGAGCCUCUUUAGGAAUAAACACCUCCCUCGAAUAAGCUCCCUGGCUGUUUAUUUUUUCACCAAAUAAAUGCCCCUCCAAAAGCCCUUCUCAACAAUAGAUGUCCAGUGGUGUUUAUUAGAAUAAAUACGGUAUAUUAUUGUAAAUAUACAUUUGCAUUGCAAAAAAAUAACAUAAUUAAUAUUUUUUCAUUUCAGUUGUCUUACCAAUGUUGAUGCUAGUAAAUUAUUAGGCUCUGUCAAUAUCAAUUUCACAAAUCAUAAAUCAUAAGUGAUUAAAACCAUUUGUUCUCUUUUAAUUUGAAGAGAAACACCACCAGAUCUUUUGCCCUACUAAUGCAAGAUCCAAUAAUUUAUGUUAAGCUUCAAGCUUUUAAUUGAAGAAUUGCGGGUUCAACUCCGAUGCUCAUCAAAUUGCCUGUACUUUUGAAAAUUACUGUAUGUGUUUAAUGAGAGAAGCGCUAUAUAAGAGCGACAUAUUAUUAUUAUUAUUAUUAAAACAGUAGUUUGUUGGCAUCUACGGCUUUACUAUAUGUGAACUGUUUUUUCAUCGGUUAUAUUCUAUUGUUUGAUUAUCAUUCAGUAGAUACUUGUUUUGUAGGUAUUAACACCCAUUUUGUUAUAUACUUCUUAUAAAUUUCACUGUUUAUAUCCAUGUCAUUAUCUAAGUUGGAAACAAAUGAUUGCGAAUAAAUAUUGACAAUAGUGUAAUUUACGCUUUUAUAUAUAUACUA
Messenger RNA from Anneissia japonica, 3455 nucleotides. RefSeq names its product CCR4-NOT transcription complex subunit 10-like. Gene Ontology annotation, cellular component: CCR4-NOT complex. The record is from RefSeq and is a predicted model, not a curated record. The transcript has 14 exons. The coding region runs from base 114 to 2627 and encodes 837 amino acids. Gene Ontology annotation, molecular function: protein binding. Gene Ontology annotation, biological process: negative regulation of translation; mRNA catabolic process. Lineage: Eukaryota; Metazoa; Echinodermata; Crinoidea; Comatulida; Comatulidae.